GCGCACACAGCCAUCGUCUUACACGCAUCGGCGUGCUCAUUGCAUUGAUGCUGGGAGGUGCCUUUGUCGCCCGCGGUAUCUUCAUUAACCGCCAGAUGCAGGAUGCCAGCCCAUUCGUUGCAUUCAGCGUGCUCAACGGCGUUGCCCCCAACUUUAUCAGUCUCGUCAACUACCUUCUGCUGGUUAAUAUGCUCAAAUCGCUGACAAUAACUGGGUUCCACGUGUUUGCCAUCGUCAUGUCGGUAACCUUUGGUGCACUGUCAGGAGCCGGAUCUGGGCUAAUGCAGGGUACUGCGUCUCUAAACCAGCUCAAGACCGCAUCGGACUUGCUCAAGGCCAGUAUUGCCGGACAAGUUGCCAACAAUGCGCUGCUAAUGGUAUCCACCAGCUUCUUCUUGGCCAAGUAUGCUGAGGCUCGCACAAAGCCAGCAUGGUACGCAAACAUUUACAUCGGCGGACUUCUGGUCUUGUUGCGCAACGUCUUCAAGCUCGUUGCCAUGUUCUACCCACAGGUCACGUUUAUGGUGACCAGUGAGGCCGCCUGGUAUUGUGUCGACCCGAUGCUGAACAUGCUGGCUCUAUUGACAUGGGUAGUGCUAGACAUGCCACGUCGUUGCCAGCCGCCAGUUCAGUCAAGCCAGUAUCAGCAGCAGAGUGAUGCCUACCCUAAAUAUUAGUUAUCCUCCACUUUUGUCAAUUAAUACCUUGUAUUUUGCUACCAGACUGAUGGCGCUCACAAUGUGUGCUUAGCUAGUCAGUAAGAGAUCUAGACAGUCGAUAAUGUAGCAGAGAACCUGCCAUGGGGCUUUAGGGCAGGAAACUAUUGUAUAAUCAGGUGUUUCCAUCGAGUAGUUGCCGCCGUACAUCACCGAGUCAAGCCCCACAUCAGGGUAUGUCGCGGCUGGCAAGCGCAAAAGUUAAAUAGCUGAAUGUAAAGGAAGGGUUUGUAGAGGGGUGAGGGGUUAGAAAAGGCAGAUAACACAGGAAGGGCGGCUUUUACAUGUAGGUUGUGUGUUGACCAACGAGCCAACGGUUCCGAGUCUGAGUACCG
This is a messenger RNA of Linderina pennispora, 1051 nucleotides long. RefSeq lists its product as uncharacterized. The record is from RefSeq and is a predicted model, not a curated record. Lineage: Eukaryota; Fungi; Kickxellomycota; Kickxellomycetes; Kickxellales; Kickxellaceae. Gene Ontology annotation, cellular component: membrane. Bases 48 to 677 code for a protein of 209 amino acids. The transcript has 2 exons.